AUGCGGUUCCCAUUCGUUGCGCUACUGAUCUCCCUCGCUACCAUGCUGGUAGUAGUUGGGUGUGGAGGGACCGGAGAGCCCGCAGCAGCGCCUGUCGCAACUGAGGCGGUUGCGGCCACUUCACCGCCCGCUGUUGUGGCAACGGCACCUCCUGCCGGUGGAGAGUCCGCUCCAACGCGGCCGUCGUUCGUCGGCUCGGCUCCCGUCUCCAAUGUGACGCCGACCGCUGACACGAGCGCUGCCACCGGCGAACUCAAAACCAAAGACCUGAUUUUCCUGUUCUCCCAACAAACCCGCCAGGGAAUCAUGGACUGCGACGCCGUGCCUGAGAUAGUGAGCGACCACGAAAUUAACCUGCACAUGGGUGUCCGCCCUGAGCUCAUUUUUGACUACUGGAUCUCUGGAUAUCGCGGUCUACCCAUCACCAGCAAGGCCCAAUGGGACACUGGAUGCCCCAAUGGUGCGGCAGAUUACGAGGCAUUCGAUACGUCUCCUCACCUGGAUGGAUUUUGUACCGCUGGCGAGCAGACAUUGCUGGACGAAGGCCCGGCCCGACUUGGCCCAUACCAAUUCGCCAAUUUCGAGAAAGGCAUCGGUUGGUUGUGGGAACGUUCCCCGAUCGACCACUACCGGGUCGACCCGGACUGGGAUUCCAUAGAGAUCAAGAUUAUCGAAGAGGCGUCAACGCGGUUGGCCGCGAUGCUAGCGCGAGAAGCGCAGCUUGCUACCAUUGACCGGGCGUUGGUCGGUCAGGCACUGGAUUCCGGAUUGGACCUCUCCCAAAGCCAGGUCACUGCCGUCAACAGUAUGAUGGUAUUCGGAGGUAUGUACUUCUCGACCAAAGAAGGCCCCGAGUUCGCACCCUACUCCGCGGCGUCAUAUGACUCUACCGUGCCUUGGGCGGAUCGGGGCGAAAAUGGGAAAAUGGUCCGUAUGGCAAUGAACAAAGCGAUUGAUCGCGAUGCCAUCAGGGAAAAUAUCUUUGACGGCCAGGGCGACGAAGGGCGCGUAGCCGGGCUCAUACCCAGUUCGGAGGCGUUCGGCGGCGAGUAUGCCGGCUACAACCCGGCAUGGGAAUCGGAUGGGAAGAACUUUACGGCUACGAUGUCGAGGGCGCCAGGGAAUUGCUGGUUGAGGCCGGUUACCCCAACGGAUUCCAUGUUCCGAUCAUCAGUUACACGAUGA
This is a messenger RNA of Geodia barretti, 1185 nucleotides long. NCBI's taxonomy places the organism in Eukaryota, Metazoa, Porifera, Demospongiae, Tetractinellida, Geodiidae. The record is from the annotation of a GenBank genome assembly.